AAGAUGGCGAUGGGAACAAUCCAGAGGCUGUGUUAGCUGAUGCAAGGAUAUAUCUGACAAACUCGUAGUUGAGGUAGUAGGGUGUUGUUUUAAGAGUUAGAAGCCAUGGACCCAAGAGAUCUCUUUCGCGGAAUAUUUGGAUUUAACAGACAUCGAUUUGAUGGGUCAGAGCGCAACAGAAAUGACAGAUUCUUCGAUGACGAUGGUGAUGAAUUUGGUGAAUAUGAUGAUGGUAGCGACACUGACCACAUGUUCCAUCACUUCCAUGACGAAAUGCAGAAGCAGAUGGACAGCCUCCAUCAGCAGAUGGAGGAAAUGUUCAAACAGUUUGGAGCAGUCGACUUUCCUUCAGUGGUGCCAGGUGAGCCCAGUGUCCCAGCUGUGACAGAGAAGCCACGAGAUAAGAUGCUGAAGCCAGACCAGUCAGAGAGAAGCCCAGUUAGUCCAUCUCCUGAAGGCCGACCGAGGCAGGAUGUUCCAUCUCUGUUUGGGAGAUUUUUCACCAUCCCCCGAUUUGGUCAAAUACAGCAAGAGGAAAAAGUGGACAGAGAUCUGGACAGUGAGGUAGAAGGCAAGGACCUGUCCAAAAUCCUAAAACCCAUGCAACCAGAAAGAAGAGAGAUGUUUCCCCACGGCCCUGGAAUGUUCUCCCACCAUGGUAGUGUUUCCAUAACAACCAUAAGAGGAGCUGAUGGGAAACUUGAACAAAGGAAGACUGUGAUAGACUCUGAUGGGAAUGAAGAAACAACUGUCACUCGGCAACUUGGGGACAAGUCUCACACGAUGCAGACCAAGAAGGAUGAAUUUGGUGUUGUUGAAGAGAACCAGACCAUGAAAAAUAUGGAUGAUGAUGAUCUGAAAUCGUUUGAUACACAGUGGAAGAAGAAAGGGAGACAACCGACAGAUUCAAGGGAUUCCAUGAUCAUUCCAAAGAGUGACUACAAUGAAACCGGAUCUAUUUUCAGGAACCUGUUUGGAUUUGACUGGAGUGGAAAAGAAAAAUGAUUUUUAGACUGGUUUAGAAGCAAGAAGAUUAAAAGAUUAUGCGUUGGCCGUUUGUCAUUAAUGUGCAUGGAAUAAGAUUUUUAGUUAACUCAACAAAAGAGAAAGAGGAACUGUUGGCCUGAAAUAUGUAAAAGUUCGGGGACGGGGAUGAUAUAACGUUUCAUAGUUCCUCAACAUUACUCAGGGAAUGAAAUGGUGAUACAGAAUUUGAGACACUACAUGGAUUUGCAAAAGUGUACAGAGAUCGAUGUUAAAAAAGUCACAAACAGAAAACACAGGCAGACGGACACAGUAUCAAGAUAUCGAUCAGUACAGAAAGUUCUUUGUAUAAUAGAGUACAUUCAGUGGUACUGAUACUUCUUGGUGUGAUAACUAUGUUAUACAGAUGUAAGUCACUGGUGAUCAAAUGAACGAUUGAGUAUCAUCAGUAUCUUUAGUUUUACAUCUCUGCCGCCUAUAGGUGUUUUCCUUGUACGCAGAAGUUGUUUAUAUUCUCAAGUCCUUCAUUGACUCCUGAUAUCUGAUUUACAAGAUUAAUUCUUUGUCGGUGUGGGGAAUAGUCUUACAUUGCUUAAUUCCUGGCACUACUCAUUGACAGUGAAGACCAUAAUUAAAACAAUAAACACAUUGAUGACAGGCAAAUAGUUCAGGUGGUAAAGACUUCAAAGUCACACUUGUGGGGUGCCAGCUGCUACCAAGGGGUAGAGGAGGAAUUUGUUGGUCAUCUUGAAGCAAGGUUAGACUGAGGGGUUAAUUAUGGGAAAGUCUUAUAUGAAAUACCUUGGAGUUGUACAUUUUAAAUCUUUGUUUUCACAUUACUAGUUGAGAAAUGAAUAGUAGUAUUUAUAUUUUUUCUCAAGUCUUGACUGGUGAUUGUGUUGCACCCUGCUAUUUACGGCAAUUUCUUUAACUUUGUGUGGUUAAAUAUUGAAUGAAUGUUGGUUGAUGGAAAAUGAAUGUUUUGUUAUGUAAAUAAAUAUAUAUUUACAAGUA
Messenger RNA from Haliotis rubra (blacklip abalone), 1998 nucleotides. RefSeq names its product HCLS1-associated protein X-1-like. Gene Ontology annotation, cellular component: mitochondrion; sarcoplasmic reticulum; actin cytoskeleton. The coding region runs from base 106 to 1005 and encodes 299 amino acids. The record is from RefSeq and is a predicted model, not a curated record. Gene Ontology annotation, biological process: regulation of actin filament polymerization; negative regulation of apoptotic process. The transcript is spliced from 7 exons. Lineage: Eukaryota; Metazoa; Mollusca; Gastropoda; Lepetellida; Haliotidae.